AUGUCCAGAGAAGGUAUCAAUGCUGGCAAUGAUGCUACUGCUGCUGGUCUCUCUAAGUUAACCACAUCGUCAAGUCCUAAUUUACAAAAGGCUUCACCUAUAUAUGAUCUACUGCAUUCCAAUGGCAGCAGCAGUAAUAAUAAGGGCAAAGUGACACAAUUGUCGAAUAGUUCUGCAAAACCAGCAAAUAUUCUGUCUACACAGAGUCUCACACCAAGCGGAGCGUUAUCAGUACAGUCGUUAAAGCAAAAUGCCGCUUUGCUGAAUGAACCACUAAUACCACACCUGCAAAAAUCGCACUCAACGUCAUUGGCUGCCAUUGAAAAAAGCUCAUCAAACAAUAAUGGCGAAAAUAACAGUUUACCUAACUUACCGGAUAUACUUGCCAAUACGACACACAACUAUACGGUGAAUUUGCCAGAACUGUCCACCACGAACAAAUUCAACCACCACCUGCCAUUAUUGAAUAGAUCAGAAUCGAUGUUCCCAUCAACACAGUAUCGCACCGCCGUAAACUCUCCACUGACACAGAAAAGGUCUUACUCACAUCUAACUGCCACCGAUACUUCCACUACGGCGUCGCCUGAUCGGAAUGAAGAAACAGGAAUGAAGAAACUGUCAAUGCUACCCAAAACAGAGGAUAGAGAACCUCCACCUGCUGUUGCUGCGGCAGAUGAAUCUUACAUUCAGACGGCCACGGAAGACGAAGCAACUCAAGGGAAGGAGAAGAGGAUGAAAACUGGCAACCAUUUAAUCGCAAGAAGAAACACGCAAGAAAUGAUUGCCAAAUCCAUAGCAGAGAAACACUUAGCCAUUCCCAUCUCAGAAUACGCUGAGGUGGUGAAAAAAUCAGAACUGGAGGUGGCUAACAUGGAUCCACAAUCGGUCUCCAAAUCAACCUUGCAGACAGCAGAGCAAAGCAAGGAAAGAGAGAGGCAGAUAUUUGCUCUUCUCUGGCUGAUGAAAAACUGUGAAUCAAAACACGACAGUUAUGUUCCUCGCGGGAGGAUAUUUGCCCAGUAUGCGUCGUCCUGUUCCCAAAACGAAUUGAAGCCCCUUUCGCAGGCGUCGUUGGGGAAAUUGAUCCGAACUGUGUUCCCUGAUCUGACCACAAGAAGACUGGGAACAAGAGGACAAUCAAAGUAUCAUUACUGUGGACUGAAAUUGAUUACCGAUGAGGGAGAAGACGCUGAUGACAGUGUGGGACAACUGUUCAGUAAUAAGGGUAGUAUCGGUAUCAAACGCGAAAGAACGGAUAACCAGAAUACCAGAAACUUAGCGUACCUUGACGAUAUGGAGAUAGGGAAGUCAGAGAACGUUUCUUCGAAGGGUUCCCGCGCUGCCUCCCCUAUCACAAUACCACGAGCAUCAGAGGACAGGGCUUACUCUCUAGCAAGAGAAAACUCUUUUAAUAGAAAAAAGGUUACAGAGAACGGCAGACAUGUUGCAGGGGGUCAUCCAAACUUUUUAUUCCUAACAAACAUCCUCACUUCUGUGUUCGACAAUAGUGAAAUUAAUUCUCCCAACUAUAAACUGACCUUGCCUUCAAUUACAAACAAUAUUAUAGCGAAGAUCAACAGUCAAAGAGAAACUGAUAUAGACAUGGACACUGUCUCCUCUCUCGAAUCACUCUAUCAUGCAUAUUGCAAUGGCAUUUUUGAGAACACCAAGUUUUUCAAGUUCGAUUUACUGUCGCAGCACCUCCACAUGCUCAGUUCUGGAUCAGUUUCCCCUCAAAUUUUUGACCUUUACACUUCUAAGGAGUUGAAGCAAUGGAUACAUGAAUGUGACAUGAUAACACAUGUAGCAGUGGUUAAGCAUCUGUCAAAUUUGGUGAUAAACCACAAUAAUGUCACAGACAAUACAAUUUGCAAGCUGGAAAACCUUGUGACCUCUUAUUCAGACCGUGUAGUCAAGUCUACUUACGGUUUACCCACAGGAUUAAUUGACUCAAAAAUCGCCAUUCUAAAACAGUUUACGACAUUGCUGAAAAUGUUACUGAAAUUAUUGAGAUUUAUCACAGGAUUUGUGACAAGUUACGGCUCUUUUAAGGAAGGUAUGGGAAGAGAUUGGGCUACUAUUGUCAAUUUGAAUGACAUCCUAGAGAUGGUUACCGCAAACUCCACACACCAAGAUACGAUCAAACUAAUCAAAGAGCAUAUUUCGACGAUGACAGCGACGUUUCUACACGACGAGGGUCCAAACUCGCUGAACAAUGUGAUCAUAUCUUUAUUAAAAUUUAUUUCAGAUUCGAGAUUACCGGCAUCCGAACUGAUAGACAGCUACGUUAGAUUCACGAAUGCAUUGAUUGGGGAUAUUUCCCUCAAAUCGACAGAGAAUCUACUACCUUGGUUGUUCUUCAACAAUAUAACUGUUCAGUUGUUCAACUAUUCAUUCGAGGUUACAAAAUUCCUUUCUUGA
Messenger RNA from Huiozyma naganishii CBS 8797, 2421 nucleotides. RefSeq names its product Rfx1p (gene RFX1). The coding region runs from base 1 to 2421 and encodes 806 amino acids. NCBI's taxonomy places the organism in Eukaryota, Fungi, Ascomycota, Saccharomycetes, Saccharomycetales, Saccharomycetaceae. Gene Ontology annotation, molecular function: DNA-binding transcription factor activity, RNA polymerase II-specific; RNA polymerase II cis-regulatory region sequence-specific DNA binding. The transcript has a single exon. The record is from RefSeq and is a predicted model, not a curated record. Gene Ontology annotation, biological process: regulation of transcription by RNA polymerase II.